GACGCACCAAAAGCAGCUCGACAGUGUGACAGCCCAAUUCCCGCAUUCAGGGCAGCUACUGUGUGGGAGAACGUCCUGGACGUCCUCCCGUCUUCUUCCUCCCUGCUCAGUCUCCUCUCACCCAACCUUGGGAUUCUGGCGGGAAACUCGACUCGGUUGUACCCCUCGCUCUUGAUAGAUCCACACAUGUCCUCUUAACUCAAAUCGUUUAUUGCACUCUACUUCUGUUUCACUCGCUACCAGAAAUAACAUUUAACUUUGGCUUCCUUUGUUGUCCUGCAUUGCAUCACUUGAUAUCAAUCAGCACAACCACCGCCCGUCCCCGCCGCCCGCCCCUUGAUCUGCACUCCUCUGAUCACCCGUUUCCUCAUUUGGGACAGCGAUCUUCCCUUCUCCGGUUUCGUGAUUGCCCCGGCGACGUCAGUCACCCUUUUCCACACCCUUCCACGGAUCGCUCUUCAUUUCACCCCGGCGGAAUUCGUGCGUGUCCUCGACCAAGAUUCAGCUCGUUCCUAUCCGACAUCGUCAACAACAGCCUCCGAUCGACCGAUAGCGAAUCUCCAUCUGGUCGCAAUAUCGUUUGCGUAGCAACUCGGCGAGCUGCGACCGCGUCGCGUCGUCCCAAUGGGCAAGAAAUGGCGAUACGGGAUUGUCCUGGACGCUGGAUCCUCGGGCACGCGCCUGCACAUCUACAAAUGGAAAGAUCCCGCAAAGGCUAGGAAAAAGGCCUCGAAACAGGAGCUGGGCAGCCUGCCAAAACUUCACACAGAGAAGAAAUGGACCAAGAAGAUACAUCCCGGCGUGUCGACCUACGGUGAAAAUCCCACUGCCGUCGGCCCGGACCACCUCCAGGGCCUUGUAGACCAUGCUCUCGACAUCAUCCCAAAGGACCAGGUGGAUGACACUCCGAUAUUCCUCAUGGCAACGGCCGGCAUGCGACUACUCCCAAAGGUCCAACAGUCAGCCCUCACACGCGAAGUUUGUUCCUACCUCCGCACCAACACCGACUUCUCGCUUCCCGAUUGCGACCUGCACAUCCAGGUCAUUCCAGGCGAGACAGAGGGUUUAUACGGCUGGAUAGCAACCAAUUACCUGCUGGGGGGCUUCGACCAGCCUGAGGACCACAACCACGGCAAGGGACACAACACGUAUGGUUUUCUCGACAUGGGUGGCGCCUCGGCACAGAUCGCCUUUGCGCCCAACGCGACCGAGGCAGCGAAGCACGCCAGCGACCUGAAGCUCUUGCGCAUGCGGACAUUGGAUGGGGACCGGUCCGAGUACAGGGUAUUCACGGCCACUUGGCUUGGUUUCGGCGUGAACCAGGCUCGAGAGAACUACGUCAACAAGCUUGUUGAUAUGUACGAUGCUGAUACUUCGGAAGUUCCCGACCCAUGCCUCCCCAAGGGACUGCGAACCACAGCCUCCGGGGAACCUGUCGAUGACGCCCAUUCGACCGGCUUGGUAUUAUUGGGAACCGGGGACUUCACCAGCUGUUUGAAACACACAUUCCCUCUGCUGGGUAAAGACGCUCCAUGUGUGGAUGAGCCGUGCUUGCUGAAUGGUCAACACGUCCCUGCCAUUGACUUCGAUGUGAAUCACUUCGUCGGCGUCUCGGAGUAUUGGCAUACCACACACGGUGUCUUCGGAAAAGGUGACACUGCGUAUGACCUGAAGACAUACCAAAGCAAGGUGGAAGACUUCUGCACAUUGGACUGGGACACCAUCGUGAAUACCAAGAUUGAUGCGCGGAAGAAGAAGGACGAUUCCAAAAACGCCCAAGAGGCGUGCUUCAAGGCGUCGUGGCUGAUCAACGUCCUGCACGACGGCAUUGGCGUUCCUCGCCUGGGUCUUGACCACACGCCCACUGUCAACGCGUCACAGAGCGCACUGGAGCAAGCCAAGGACAAGGGUUUCUUGGAUCCUUUCCAGCCCGUGGACAAGAUCGAUGGAAUCGAGGUUAGCUGGACUCUGGGCCCCAUGGUCCUGUAUGCUGCUGGGCAGAUCCCCCCGAGAAGCUCGGAUUUCCUACCUGUCGGCUUCGGCAGCAACACGAACGCAGUACCCGACGACUUCAACUACGCCGGCUCGAGCUUUAAGACGGACCACGACGAUGACGACGACGAUUGGGACGAUACCAUUGAGGACCUGGUCGACCACGCCAGGCCGAAUAAAUCAUCCAGUUUCCUUCUCUUCAUCUUGAUCUUGCUAUUGAUUGGCUACUUCUUCCGAAAGAGGGAUCGCAGAAUGCGCUUCCUCAACAAGUUCAGCGGGCUGACCGGCCGGUGGAGGAAGCCUGGCAGCCCCAAGAAAAACGCGCGGGGCUUGUCAAUUUUGACCAACAAGCUCUUUGGCAGGACCUCUCCCCAUUACGAACGUGUCAUCGAGGAAGGCGAGGCGAGUCAGUUUGAAUUGGGCGACAUUGACUCGGACGAGAACGACCACUCCGAUAGCAGCGAGGGCUCGAAACUAGGCAGGACCUCAGGGCUGGCCACUCCCAAGCUGACCAUGGAGCGAUUCGACUCGGGCUCAGCCCUAGAUAGAGCCGGAUUGGUGGUGCGGACCGAAAGCCGCGAGAGGCUCGUACCGCCUAGCAUGUUCAACAACCCAGGCCGGCGGAGCAGGGCUGGCAGCCCUACAAGGCUCAAAAGUCCGUUGAUGACGCCGCUGCAAGAAGAUUAAUGUUUACGAAGCUCAGGAGAUACCACUGUUAAGAGACCUGAUGUACGGCAUAAAGGACCAUUACUUUCAGACACUAUAUGAUUUUAAUAUUUUUGGUGGCGAAGGAGCUGGAGGCAUUCUCACCGGAGCAGGCGUUACAGUACCAAGUUCAUAUGGGAUCCUCGUGUCAAGGGUCCGCGGCGGGCGGAAAGGCUUAGACUUACCCAAUUAUCGCAGGGGCUGGAGUCUCAUGGCAUAGUAUUCCUUGCUCCCACAAAUUAUCACGGGCUGUGCUUGGUUUCUCUGCACGUCUCGCACCAUAUCUACAUGGCAGUCUGUUCUAUUGACUUGCGACCGCCGCCGCGAUUGUCAAUUCUGGCUAUUUUCUACUGUGACUAGCUCCACACUUUGCUGAAUGGCAUUCUCGCGCCUUGGCUCAAUGCGGCGGCAGAUUCUGCAGCGGAAAGGAUUUGGAAGACCGGAACCAACAAGUGAUAGCAGCCAGCUGAGGGGAUUUCGAGGGCACCGCAUGCCUAGAAGCCUCAUCCUGGUCGAGGUCAGGCGAUGAUGCCCAGCCUCGUACUGAGCGGAUUUCUCCCUGAUCUGACACCCCGCCUGCCCUAAUUCUAUCCCUCAGUCUAGACAACCCAUGGUAUUGCGACGACAGCUAACCACAUCAAGCCUUGGCUUCCAGCUGACCACUUGGGGCCUCCUACAAUCCCCAAUCUAAAUGCCCCGUCUGAAAUCUGAAAUCUGAAAUCUGAAAUCUGACAUUUGACAUCGUAGCAGACAGUAGAGGUCCGUCACGGGUCUGACGGGCUUGCUCAGUCUCGUCUUACUGCGUCGACGGAUUCCGAGAGGCCUGGCUCUCUCUGACUCAGCCGGCACACAGAUCAAGUCCCAGGACCACCUUCCUUCCCACUGGACAACAGACGGGGAAGCGAUGUCUCACCGGGAAACGCAGUGUGGAGCAGGCAGGCAGGAAGGCAGGCAGGCAGGUGCAGGCAGCAACCAUCGAGUUGCCGGCCGGGAGCGUGAUGCAUCUUCACAUGUGAGGCAGGGGACGGUCUUUUCGUCCGUUCCUGAUCGGUCGAGGUGCCAGAGAUGGCCUGUCCAGACCACGUCGCCGUACGCCGUCGCUCGCUUCCGUUGACCGACGCGCGCACUCUAUCUGCAACCCUGGAGGCGGCUCAGUCGUCCCUCUCGAGGAAGCCCGGGUCGCUCCGCACCCUGCUCUCGAACUUCUUCCACCAGUCCUCAAAGGCCUUCAUCGGGACGACCUCGACCUGGCCGGCCUGGCCGGAGAAGCUGGAGAGGAAGUUGAAGGCGUUCUUGAUGAUACGCUGCGCGAGGACGAGGGUGCUGGGCUGCUGGGCCCUGGCCGCGGCGGCGACGCCGGCGGGGACCAGGGCGAGCGAUGUCGACUUGGCGGCCUGCAGCUCUGUGAUGCGGCUCGCCACGGAGCCGGCGUCCUCGAUGCUGAUCCCCAGGACGAUCUGGCCGGCCGAGGGGGCGGACAGCGACGACUCGUUGAGCUUGAAGAUGGCGGACUCCUUGCCGGGGCCCACGCCGCCCAGAAACUUUGAGUUGGGAACGUCCUGGCCCUGCGAGCGGUCGGGCGGGGUAACGAGGUAGAUUGCCGCGGCGGUAUUGCUGGGCAGGAGGACGCCGGGCAACAGGAAGAUGACGACGUGGCUGAAGGACUUUGGGGUGGUUGAUAUGCUGUAGAUGAAGGAUGUCUGCGAAGGGGUCUCGGUUGGCUGAGUAAUGACAGGCAGGCCCGCCGGGACGAGGCCGAACAGCGGUUGCGACAUUGUUGCGCGUGAGACCGGGUUCUCUGACCGAGCCGGGGGUUAUCCCAAGACGUCGUGUGCGUGUGCGUGUGCGUGUGCGUGUUGCUUCUUCUGAACGUGCAGUGUGAUGGAUCAGCUACAGGGCGGUCACCGAGUAGACGAGGCCAGCUGUGGCUGGGUGCCGUCCCGGAGGCGACUGAGUGUGGCACCCUAAAGGAGGUGAUGCUUGACGUCGGUGAGGAUGGCGUCAAAGUCUGAUUGCAGGAGAGCGGGCGUAUGCAGCAGCGGAUGCAACCGUUGGAGAUGGUCUUGGUGUGCCUGUGUGCCGGGUGGCUUGAACUAUAGCCCCUGGGCAUGUGCUUCUGCAGAGUCUGCGCCUGUGAAUAUGCGGCCUGAAGAGC
Diaporthe batatas is the source of this 4852-nucleotide messenger RNA. RefSeq names its product apyrase. The transcript is spliced from 2 exons. Gene Ontology annotation, biological process: nucleoside diphosphate catabolic process. Gene Ontology annotation, molecular function: nucleoside diphosphate phosphatase activity. Gene Ontology annotation, cellular component: membrane. NCBI's taxonomy places the organism in Eukaryota, Fungi, Ascomycota, Sordariomycetes, Diaporthales, Diaporthaceae. The record is from RefSeq and is a predicted model, not a curated record. Bases 625 to 2679 code for a protein of 684 amino acids.